Messenger RNA from Rotaria sordida, 328 nucleotides. The record is from the annotation of a GenBank genome assembly. NCBI's taxonomy places the organism in Eukaryota, Metazoa, Rotifera, Eurotatoria, Philodinida, Philodinidae.
AUGUACACGUGAAGCAACAGAAGAUACAUUAUCUCUAGUUCGUCUACUUCUUGAACAUCAUGCUAAUCCAAAUGCUGUAUGUAAUGGUCGAACAUUACCUUCACUCGCUAUCACUCUUGGAAAUGAACGUUUAGUUGAUUUACUUAUCAAUCAUGAAACAACAGAUCCAUCGACUUCACUCGGACUAGGAAAUGGAAAUGUAUUAUGUACUAUUUUAUCAACAGUUCAAGAAUCUCGAUGGACUUAUGCUAAACGAUUAGAAUUAGUAUGUAAAGAAUCGAUAAAAAAAAAUUUGCUUAAUUUAUAUUUUAUUUGUAUUUUAAAUUGA